Molecule: messenger RNA, 5079 nt
Organism: Nasonia vitripennis (jewel wasp)
Lineage: Eukaryota; Metazoa; Arthropoda; Insecta; Hymenoptera; Pteromalidae
Exons: 2
Coding region: 1999-4455 (818 amino acids)
Biological process (GO): DNA replication
Molecular function (GO): nucleotide binding; DNA-directed DNA polymerase activity; DNA binding
Source: RefSeq, a predicted model, not a curated record
GGUGGAGGAGGAAGAAAGAGAGGCAAGUGAGACGGAAGAGGAGGAUGCAGCGCAAGCGCUGAAUGCUGUAGCCGAUGUACAGUUUGUACCGGCUGAAAUGGUGGGGGGUGAGCGCUGCCGAUGCACACGGAGAGGAGUUGCGGGCGGAGGAGAGCGAAGCCGUAAGGAGAGAAGCAGCAGCAGCGGUGGUUGCGGCGCCUGCAGCGGUGCGUCUUCAGGUGAAUGAGGCGAUGGAGGAGGAGGAGGAGGAGGAAGAUGAAGCAGUACAGAGAGCGCAGAAUGAGCACGAUGCUAGAGCGGAAGAGGCUGAAGAUGUAUCUGCCAAUAGGGAUUCUCAGCGCAUGGUUAAUGUUGACCACCUUCUUGCCACAUGUAUAGAGCCAACAGCUGCUGCUAAUAAUAUUCUACAGCGCUAUUCUACCAUUGAUGGAACGAGCAGCUGAUGAAAGCGAGAAUAUUAUUGAGUAUGCGGAGCAUCCAUGUGUCAAAAGACGGCAACAAAUCCUCGACUUUUUGGCCCGACCAGUAGAACCCGAAGAAAUGCGGUACACAAGAAGAAGCGCUGAAGGAUUGGUCACCGAGCAUUUUUUUAACCAGGGAAAUCCAAGAGAUCGUCAAAUUAAUGAACAACAUAAUCACUCUGACGAUUCAUCUUGCUCUUCUUCUACAACCAUUUUUCCCUUAUCUACAUCAUCUUCGAACACCAAUACUUCUGUAGAAUCGCAGGAUUACGAGGCCGAUGAAAGUGAUUUUUCUAUUCAAGUUGGUAGAGGACAAAGAAGAAGAAUUGAAAAUUCAAGCAGCAAUAAUGAUGAUUUGUCUGACUACGAACAAGAGGAUAAUCAUCCCAGUGAGGAGAAUGAGGAGGCGGAGGAGGAGAUCAGCGAGGAGGAUGAGGAGAGAAGCGAAACAGACGAUAAUAUGAAUUAUCAAGGAGUCGAUGAGGAAGGAGAUGAGGAUAUCCAGCCUCCUGGUAAUCGUUUUGAUAUUUUCCAACAAAAUUCGCAUUAUAUAUCUAAGUAUAAAAUAGAAGGUAGACGUAUUGUGCUAAUAAUAAGAUCUCCACCGAAGGAUGGAUCUAUAAAUCCGAUAGUUUGGUUGGAGUUAGUUAUUCGCGAUAUUUAUUCUUAUAUAAUUUCAUUGUGUAAUGAAAACGACAUGAUUGGCGUCUCCGUUAGAAGUUUAAAUUUUGCACGAGGCCCGGGUGGGUUAUCUUUACGCUUAGUAAAUAAUUCUUUUAGAAUGAUUUAUGGAAUUUAAUAAGCCGAUUAGCUCAGAGUAAUGAGGAUUUUCAAAUAGAUGAGAGCUUUAUUCUAACAUUAACACUUGUUAAUAUACCUAAUGGUGACCGAGAUGGAAGUAGAAAGAGGAUGAGUGUUGAUAGCUUAUCUCAGAGAUCGGUUGUAUCUAUAAGAAAUAACGAUAAUUUAUGCUUGCCAAGAGCUUUAAUUGUCGGGGAGGCUUUUAUGAUGUAUAAAAAAUUCUUUUCAAACGAAGCCAUUGAUACUUGGAAUAUUGUCAGAGAUAGCAGACGUGGUAUGCAAAAAGAGCGCGCAAAUCUCCUUACUAUUAAUGCAAACGUCGUAAUUCCUGCAAACGGGUGCGGUAUACGAGAUAUAGAGACGUAUCAGCGGUAUUAUGUUGCAAAAAAUAUCGCUAUUGUAAUAUACGAUAGUUUAUCUUUUGGAAGUGGAGAACCGUCCUUUUACGAUGGAAGACCUCUGUUAAAUUCAAAUUCUUUUGACGUUAUAAAUCUUUUGUACGACGCGCGAAGGCGUCAUUUCGAUACAAUAUUAAAUUUAACCAGUGCUGCACGCAAUCGUUUUUUCUGCGAACAUUGUAAUAAAAGCUAUAGAUACGUAGAUGAGCAUAGAUGCACAGCCAAAUGUGACAGGUGUUUUUGUGCACCAACGUGUAAUUCUAAUAUAGAUAUUAUAAAGUGUGUAGAAUGUAACCGAGAAUUUUACGGACAAAUAUGUUUCGACCGUCACAAAAUAGAUGGGUCAUACAAAAAAAAAAAAUAAUAAAAAAAUAUGCGAUGUAGUAAAAGUUUGUAAUAUGUGUUGCAAACGAAUUAAUAUCUACAAGUCAAAGCACGAGUGUGGAAUCAAUUGGUGCAACUUAUGUCGCGAAAAACAUGAUGUAAAUCAGCUCUGUUAUAUUCAACCCAUUGGACGUAAUGUUAACGCACAGAUUAUUCGUAAAUCCCUAAAGAAAAACUUAUUUAUUUUUUAUGACUUUGAGACGCGUCAAGAUUCUGCUUACCGUGAACAUACAGAGAUAAAAAUACACAUUCCAAAUCUAUGUGUUGUACAACAGGUUUGCGAUGAUUGCAUGGAUGAUGAAAAUAUAAAUAUACUAUGCCAUACGUGUGGUGUAAGAGAGCAUAUAUUUCGCGAUGAUCCAGUUAAACAAUUAAUAGGUUUGGCAGUACGCGAGAAAACUACCUUCGAUCAAAUAAUUUGUAUUGCUCAUAACUCUCGUGGGUUUGAUGCGCAAUUUAUUUUGAGAGAAAUCGUUGAAAAUACCUCAAUAGUACCGAACGUAAUAUUGAAUGGACAAAAUAUAAUUAUGCUUCAAUGCGGGCGAACAAAAUUGAUUGAUAGCUUAAACUAUUUUCACAUGAAAUUAAGUGCUUUACCACAAACCUUUUCUCUACCGCCAGCUAGCAAAAAAGGAUAUUUUCCUCAUCUAUUCAAUACUUUAGAUAAUCAAAAUUAUGUUGGGGCUUUACCCGAAGCAUCGUUCUAUGCGACUAAUGCCAUGUCGACGUCUGAGAGGGAAAAGUUUAUUGUAUGGUAUGAGGAGAACCGAAAUACUUACGAGUUUGAUUUUCAAGGUGAAAUACUCGAUUAUUGCCGUAUGGAUGUAGAAAUUUUAAGACUUGCAUGCAUGGCUUUUCGGAAAAUUUUCAUUAAGUGCGGGAAUACUUGUCCGUUUACAGAGGCAACGACCAUAGCUUCUGCAUGCUCCAUUGUGUAUAGAAAAAAUUUCUUACGCGAAAAAAUUAUCGGUAUCAUUCCAGCAGGUGGAUAUCGACGCGCUGAUAAUCAUUCGCAAAAGUCAAUACAGUGGCUGUUACAGUGUGAACGUGAGAUUGGUCGGGAAAUCAUACACGCGGGUAGAGCACGUGAAUUUAUGCUCCUAGAAGGGUUUCGUGUAGAUGGCUAUUUACCUCCGGAAAAUAAUAAUGCAAAUAAAGGUAUUGUCUUUGAAUAUCAAGGCUGUUACACACACGGUUGCCCUAUUUGCUUUAAUAAACGACGAGAUAAAAUAAUGUCAUACGGCAGAACUAUGGAUGAGUCGUACGAGAAUACUUUUCGGAAAAUUCAAAAAAUAAAAGCCCUGGGUUACGAAGUUCGAGAGAUAUGGGAAUGUACUUUUGAUCGGAUAAAAGCAGAGAAUCGCGAAAUCUACGAAUAUGUAACACAGCAUCCUCUUGUGAGUCGUAUAACGUUGAAUCCGCGCGAUGCUUUUUUUGGAGGUAGAACAGAGAAUAUAGUUACUGAGUACACGAUCGGAAAUAACGAAAAAAUUCAAUAUACAGAUAUAUGCUCUCUUCUUUUUGCUCUUUGCCGCUCAUGCUGCGAAGAAAUGCAGCAGUGUGACUGCAAUCACGAAGACCCAAAAAUGCGUGAAAAUAAUAUCGAAAAAAAUUCAGGGUUACGAGCUGUUGCUAAGCUCUGCUUAAAUUCAUUUUGGGGUAAGUUUGGACAACGGAGUAAUUUGAAACAAACUGAAGUUGUAAAAUCACGUGAAUCUCUUUUAAAACUUCUUACUUGUCCGGGAAGAGAUGUUAAUGAUAUACUAGCAAUUAAUGAUGAGAUACAGUACGUGAAUUGGCAAUACAAGGAUGAGGCUGUCACUCCUGCCCCGCAUACGAGUGUCGUGAUUGCGGCUUACACCACUGCUCAAGCACGUUUAGAACUAUAUAAUUACUUGAGAAGGUUGGGUGAUCGUGAUCUUUAUUAUGACACAGAUUCUUGUAUAUUUGUUUCGCAUGACGAUGCUUCGGAUGAGUAUAAACCUUUUGUUGGCUCUAAACUAGGUGAUAUGACAGAUGAACUUUGUGGUUAUGGUGAGAAUACGUAUAUAAGUAAUUUUGUUUCGGGAGGACCAAAGUUUUACGCUUACAUAGCUGUAACACCCAAUAAAGAUGAUAAAAUUGAAUGUUGUAAAGUAAAAGGUAUCUCAUUAAACUUCUCAAACGGUGUAAAAAUUAAUUUUGAUAGCAUUAAGAAUUUGAUUAACGAUGCCUUAGCAAACGAAGAUCACGAAUCUGAAAAAAUGAAUGAUGAAUGUAGUAAAAUACGCUUAAAAUUCAAAGCUAUCAGAAGAACUAAAAUGCAUGAAGUUGUAACGCGUGAAGAAUCGAAAACAUGUUGUGUUGUAUUGAAAAAACAACGAUACCUUACGUCACGUAAGUCUCUACCUUUUGGAUAUAAGAAUAAUUAACUUUUUGGAUGUAUUUAUUGUAAAUAAAAAUAAACACAAAUUUUUAUAUAAUUUCCUUAUUUUUCCAUUUAAAAGAUCCCUAACACAUUUUUAUAUCCUCAGUAUAGCUUCUGUCAUCGAAGAGAACGCUUCUUAUGGAAAUUUAGCUCAUUUUAACGCAUAAUUCAGCUUACUCGCGGUGUUAUUUAGCUUGUUGGACACGAAUAUCGGCUUAAACAGCGGUAAUAACAGCUUGUGAUUCAGCACACGUAAAAUUAGCUUAUUUUUACGUGUGCCGCACCGCGCCGCCGCCGACCUCCCGCGUGCCAUAAGCUUAUUUUAAGGAAAAUCUCUCGUGUGUGUGUGUGUAUGUGUGUGUGUGUGUGUACUCGGCGAAAUGGAUAUGCGAUUCAAACAUCCGUGUACGUGUAUCGUUAGCGGACCCACGGGAUGGGGUAAAACAGUUUUUGUCAAAAGGUUUCUUCGACAUCUUCCACUCAUGUGCAGUGUAACUUUUGAUCGGAUAUUACUCUAUUAUGCCGAGUGGCAGUCUACGUAUGAGACAGACUUUGUUCCAGGAGGCAUAAGUAGGGAGAGUAGAAAAAAAAUUGUUGAAUUUCACGAGGGAUUACCUCAGCCUUCAGA